Molecule: messenger RNA, 873 nt
Organism: Mucor velutinosus
Lineage: Eukaryota; Fungi; Mucoromycota; Mucoromycetes; Mucorales; Mucoraceae
Exons: 5
Coding region: 1-873 (290 amino acids)
Biological process (GO): TORC2 signaling; regulation of short-term neuronal synaptic plasticity
Cellular component (GO): Golgi apparatus; nucleus
Source: RefSeq, a predicted model, not a curated record
AUGUCUAGUAAAGAAGAAACUAGAAAUAGCACAUCAUCUACGCCUACAUCGCCUUCCAGCUUUUUUGGAGGCUCGUUUUUCUCGAGCGUUACUUCCAGCGUAAAUGCGCUUUCACAAACUAUCCAAACCAAGGGCAUCCCCGAGUUUAACAAACGACUCAAUGAACUUCAACAGCGUGCCCGUGAUAUUCCAAACCAAAUAGCUACGUUGCAGGGUGAUUUGGAAUCAGAAAGAGCAUCGUUUGUCAAGAGCAAAAAGUUGGAUGAAAAGAAUGGCACCAUUCAUCAAUCUCUAGGUUCAGAACCUGUUGCGCCAUGGACUGGAUAUCAAGGCUACGAAAGCGAGAUGAAGCAAGCCAUUUUGGAUAUUUCCAAGGACGAGAGAAACUUUUUGAUUCCACCGCCAGAAGAUACAAGCUUUCAAUUUGAUCUGAAUGCCUACAGUCAGAGUGCUCAAGCAGCUUUAAAGGAAGACGAGAAUCUCUCACACUUAAGAUUUGUACUGGUCCCACAACAAGUGAGUGAACCCACUUUUUGGAAAAAUUACUUUUACAGGGUGACAUUAGCUAAGCAAGCUGUACUGAAUCAUCCUCCCAAUGAACAGCCUGCCGAACUGGCGAAUCAAGAUAUACUGUUCGAUUUCAAGGAUGAAGAGGAGGAUGAAGAGGAGGAAAAAGAGAACAAGGGGAAUACAAAUGAUACAAUCAAGCGAAACGAGACAGGAAAGGAGGAUACCAAGAGUGACAAUAAAGCAACACCAGUCAAAGCAGAUCUUUCUCCUAUUGAUACUACUACACCCAGUAACAGUAAGCAAGAAGAGUCUUAUGAAGGUAUGGAAGAUUGGGAGAUUGAAUUAAGAAAGGCGGCAAUUUAA